AUGUUUUAUAUUGUUAUAGGUAUUAUAGUAAAUAAUAAUAAUUCUGCGGCUCUGCUUCUAUAUAACUAGUUGUAUAUGGAUCGUCAGUUAAAAACUUUAAGUGGAAUACUUUUUUUUUAAUUAGUAUUUACGUUAGUUGCAACUGUACUAAUACUUGUUUAUAUGUACCCUAGUGUUCUAUUAGGUAAAUGAUAAGUUAGUUUAUUUUUUUUAAUUCACAUUAAUUAUGAAUAAAUUAGCUCCAAGCAAAUGUACGGUAUAUGUUUCAAAUCUUCCAUUCAAUUUGACAAACAACGAUUUACAUAAAGUAUUUGAAAAAUAUGGCAAAAUAGUUAAAAUUACAAUAGUUAAAGAUAAAACAACUCGUCAAAGUAAAGGAGUGGCAUUUAUAUUAUUUCUUAAUCAAAAUGAAGCUAACAUGUGUGUUAAAUCUACAAAUGGCAUACAAAUGUUUGGAAGGACGUUAAAAAGUUCUAUUGCACUAGACAAUGGCCGUAGUACAGAAUUUAUCAGGAAACGUCAGUAUACUGACAAAAGUUUUUGCUACGAAUGUGGCAAAGAAGGUCAUCUUAGCUACAAAUGUCCAGAAAAUUGUUUGGGUGAACGACAGCCACCACCUAAAAAGAAAAAAAAGAAAAACUUAGAUGGUAAUGAAGGAUGUAGCAAAAAUCUAGAAUCUUAUCAUAGCUCAGAAGAGGAUACAGAAUUUUAUGAUAGAACUAAAAACUAUGAAGAAAGAAAUAGUGAUGAAGAAGAAAGUGAUAUAUCUCAAAUGGAGACAUUAAGUGCAGUAAUACAAGAAGAGAAUAUUAUUGACCAGUCCAGCAAAGUUGAGGUGUUACAUAAAAAAGUAUACCGUAAAAAUUCAUACUUCAGUGAUGAGGAGGAACUUAUUGAAUAAAAAUUUUAAUUUAUGUUUUUAUUCUAUAUUUAAUCUAGAUAUUACAAUUCCAUAUUAAUUAAUAU
Diuraphis noxia (Russian wheat aphid) is the source of this 966-nucleotide messenger RNA. RefSeq names its product zinc finger CCHC-type and RNA-binding motif-containing protein 1-like. Gene Ontology annotation, biological process: mRNA splicing, via spliceosome. Gene Ontology annotation, cellular component: U12-type spliceosomal complex. Gene Ontology annotation, molecular function: RNA binding; zinc ion binding. The record is from RefSeq and is a predicted model, not a curated record. NCBI's taxonomy places the organism in Eukaryota, Metazoa, Arthropoda, Insecta, Hemiptera, Aphididae.